Apodemus sylvaticus (European woodmouse) is the source of this 852-nucleotide messenger RNA. RefSeq names its product centromere protein S (gene Cenps). Gene Ontology annotation, cellular component: Fanconi anaemia nuclear complex; FANCM-MHF complex. The record is from RefSeq and is a predicted model, not a curated record. Gene Ontology annotation, biological process: replication fork processing; resolution of meiotic recombination intermediates. Lineage: Eukaryota; Metazoa; Chordata; Mammalia; Rodentia; Muridae. The transcript has 5 exons. Gene Ontology annotation, molecular function: protein heterodimerization activity; chromatin binding. Bases 95 to 517 code for a protein of 140 amino acids.
GCUUUGACCCUCGGCGCCGCCCGUCACAGAGAGGAGAGCGAGCGCGGGAAAGUCUGACCGGACGGCGGCGCGCCUGCCGGGGCUGUCCGUGGUGAUGGAAGAGGCGGAGGCUGAGGAGCCGCAGGAGUUCUCUCACCGGCAGAGGCUGAAGGCAGCGGUUCACUACACGGUCGGCUGCCUCUGCCAGGAGGUGGAGCUGGACAAGCAGAUGCACUUCAGCAAGCAGACCAUCGCGGCCAUCUCCGAGGUGACUUUUCGACAGUGUGAAAAUUUUGCCAAAGACCUCGAAAUGUUUGCCAGACAUGCGAAAAGAAGCACAAUUAGCACUGAAGACGUGAAGCUCUUAGCGAGGCGGAGUAAUUCACUGCUAAAGUACAUUACAAAGAAAAAUGAAGAGAUCGCCCAGCUCAACGCGGAACAAAAGGCCAAGAAGAAAAGAAAGCCGGAGGGCGAAAAGGAGGGCGAAAACCGGAGCUCUAAGGAGCUGGAUGCUGAGGGGCUGGCCAGUGACCGCUGAGUCCUGGCCACGCCUGCCUGCGGGAAGUAGGGCACGCCCCGCCAAGGGCGGUCUGAAGGGAGGAGUACUGACAUUUGAGACAGACACCAAGCGGGCCGGCCUUUCACGCUGCCUGUUCGAAGUCAUUCAAAGCCGGGAAUUCCUGUAAAGUCAUCCCCUCGCUUCCUGGGCCCAGGAAAAGCUUGCGCUUGGGUGGCAGGCCAUAACUUGUAACUUCCUGACUGGUAAAAUGGAUUGGCAGUCAGACCUGCUGGCUGCUGGGCUGAGUCAACCUGCCGUUGACUUCCCAGGCCAAAGGCAGGUCUCUGGAGAGCGAAUAAAGCUGCGUUUGCUGA